GGCCCGGCGGAGAGCGGCGGCGGGAGGGCAGCGGGACUCGGGCGCGGCGCCGCAGGCUCAGUGCGGCCCCGGGGCUCGGGCCGGGCGCGCCGCCCGCACUCCGCACACGCGCCGGGCCGCGGGCGGGACCGCCCCGGAGGAGGCUGCGUCCGGACAAAGCGGCCGCAUCUCUGCCGCUCAGCCCCUGCAGGGGUUCGGGUUCGGCGCCCGUCCCCGUCCGAGUCUCGGCGCCAAACUUUUGACUAGUUGCAAGCGAUUGCCAGAGUCCAAUGAGUGGCCCGGAGAGGAGACCUUCUGCCUGUCGUUGAGGAGGGCUAAGCACCGAGCUCAGAGAAAGAGGGGGGCAAAGAAAGACAAGAAAAUGAUCUCCCGGGACACCGUCCACACAGUUCUCCUGCUUGCUCUGCUUUAUUCCUCCCUGGCUCAAGAUGCCAGCCCCCCGUCCGACACCGGCGCGGAGGAGAUCCCCGAGGGGGCCUCCACCUUGGCUUUUGUGUUCGAUGUGACUGGUUCCAUGUACGAUGAUUUAGUUCAGGUUAUCGAAGGGGCUUCCAAAAUUUUGGAGACGUCUUUGAAAAGACCCAAGAGACCUCUUUACAAUUUUGCUUUGGUGCCUUUCCAUGAUCCAGAAAUUGGCCCCGUAACAAUUACCACAGAUCCCAAGAAAUUUCAGUAUGAACUAAGAGAACUAUAUGUUCAGGGUGGCGGUGAUUGUCCCGAAAUGAGUAUUGGAGCUAUAAAAAUUGCCCUGGAGAUUUCUCUUCCUGGCUCCUUCAUCUAUGUCUUCACUGAUGCGCGGUCCAAGGACUAUCGGCUCACUCACGAAGUGCUGCAGCUUAUCCAACAGAAGCAGUCUCAGGUGGUGUUUGUGCUCACUGGAGACUGCGAUGACAGGAGCCACGUGGGAUAUAAAGUCUAUGAAGAAAUUGCCUCGACGAGUUCUGGGCAGGUGUUCCACCUGGACAAGAAGCAGGUCAAUGAGGUGUUGAAAUGGGUAGAGGAAGCAGUGCAGGCCUCCAAAGUCCACCUCUUAUCGACAGACCAUUUGGAACAAGCUGUAAACACAUGGAGAAUUCCCUUCGAUCCCAGCCUAAAAGAGGUCACUGUGUCCCUGAGUGGCCCUUCUCCCGUGAUUGAAAUCCGCAAUCCUUUAGGGAAGCUGAUCAAAAAGGGAUUUGGCCUGAAUGAGCUAUUGAAUAUCCAUAACUCUGCCAAGGUGGUGAAUGUGAAAGAGCCAGAGGCUGGAAUGUGGACAGUGAAGACUUCCAGCAGCGGAAGGCACUCUGUUCGCAUCACCGGCCUCAGUACUAUUGAUUUCCGGGCUGGUUUUUCCCGAAAGCCCACCCUGGACUUCAAAAAAACAGUCAGCAGACCAGUGCAAGGAAUACCUACCUAUGUGCUUCUGAAUACUUCUGGAAUUUCCGUCCCAGCGAGAGUAGAUCGCCUUGAACUUCUGAGUAUCUCAGGCAGUUCUCUUAAGACUAUUCCUGUGAAAUAUUACCCAGAUCGAAAACCUUAUGGCAUAUGGAAUAUUUCUGACUUUAUACCACCAAAUGAAGCUUUCUUUCUCAAAGUAGCAGGUUAUGAUAAGGACGAUUAUCUCUUCCAGAGAGUAUCAAGUGUUUCCUUCUCUAGUAUCAUCCCAGAUGCUCCCAAAGUUACGAUGCCUAAGAGGACGCCGGGAUACUACCUGCAGCCAGGCCAAAUCCCCUGCUCCGUGGAAAGUCUUUUGCCCUUUACCUUGAGCUUUGCUAGGAAUGGAAUCGCUCUCGGCGUAGACCAGUAUUUAAAAGAAUCUGCCAGUGUGAACUGGGACAUUGAAAAGGUCACUUUGUCCGACGAAGGCUCCUACGAGUGCAUCGCUGUCAGCAGUGCAGGGACUGGACGGGCACAGACGUUUUUCGAUGUGUCAGAGCCCCCUCCAGUCAUCCAAGUGCCGAGUAACGUCACAGUCGCUCCCGGGGAAAGAGCUGUUUUGACAUGUCUGGUCAUCAGUGCGGUGACUUACAACCUCACCUGGCAGAGGAGCGACAGAGAUGUCAGACUGGCAGACCCAGCAAGAACGCGGAUCUUGGCCAACCGCUCACUGGAGCUGAGGACUGUGAAAGCCACGGAUGCUGGAGAGUAUCACUGUCUGGUUUCCAACGAAGGCGGGUCAUCCGCUGCUUCAGUUUUCCUCACCGUGCAAGAGCUUCCCAAAGUCACCGUGAUGCCCAAGAACCAGUCUUUCACAGGAGGGUCUGAGGUCUCCAUCAUGUGUUCUGCAACAGGGUAUCCCAAACCCAAGAUCGCCUGGACCGUUAACGAUACGUUUAUCGUGGGUUCACACAGGUAUAGGAUGGCCUCAGAAGGUACUUUAUUUAUCAGAAAUGCCGUUCCCAAAGAUGCAGGGAUCUAUGGCUGCCUGGCAAGUAAUUCAGCUGGAACAGAUAAGCAGACUUCUACCCUCAGAUACAUUGAAGCUCCCAAGUUGAUGGUAGUUCAGAGUGAGCUCUUGGUUGCCCUUGGGGACACGACCGUUCUGGAAUGUAAAACCUCUGGAGUCCCCUCGCCUCAGGUGAAAUGGUUCAAAGGGGAUCUUGAGCUGAGGCCCUCAACUUUUCUCAUUAUUGAUCCUCUCUUGGGACUUUUGAAGAUUCCAGAGACUCAGGAUUUGGAUGCUGGUGACUAUACGUGCGUAGCCGUCAAUGACGCUGGAAGAGCGACUGGCAAGAUAACGCUGGACGUUGGCUCCCCUCCAGUUUUCAUACAAGAACCUGCUGACGUGUCUAUGGAAAUUGGUUCAAAUGUGACAUUACCUUGCUAUGUCCAGGGCUAUCCAGAACCAAAGAUUAAAUGGCGAAGAUUAGACAACAUGCCGAUCUUCUCAAGACCCUUUUCAGUGAGUUCCAUCAGCCAACUAAGAACAGGAGCUCUCUUUAUUUCAAACUUAUGGGCAAGUGAUAAAGGAACCUAUGUCUGUGAAGCUGAAAACCAGUUUGGAAAAAUCCAGUCCCAGACAACAAUAACAGUGACAGGACUUGUUGCUCCACUCAUCGGAAUCAGCCCUGCGGUGACCAGCGUCAUCGAAGGACAGCAGCUUACUCUGCCCUGUGCUCUGCUGGCCGGGAACCCCAUUCCAGAACGCCGGUGGGUGAGGAACUCGGCCAUGCUGGUCCAAAAUCCUUACAUCACUGUCCGCAGUGAUGGGAGUCUCCACAUUGAAAGAGUUCGCCUUCAGGAUGGAGGUGAAUAUACUUGUGUGGCCAGUAACGUAGCUGGAACCAUUAACAAAACUACCACUGUGGACGUGCACGUUCUGCCAACCAUUCAGCACGGGCAGCAGGUACUCAGCACAAUCGAAGGCAUCCCAGUAACUUUACCCUGCAAAGCCAGUGGGAUUCCCAAACCAUCUAUCACCUGGUCCAAGAAAGGCGAGCUGAUCUCUACCAGCAACGCGAAGUUUUCCGCGGGCGCAGACGGGAGUCUGUACGUGGUGUCCCCCGGGGGCGAGGAGAGCGGGGAGUACGUGUGCACCGCCACCAACGCCGCCGGCUACGCCAAGAGGAAGGUGCAGCUGACCGUCUACGUAAGGCCCAGGGUGUUUGGCGAUCAAAGAGGGCUGUCCCAGGACAAGCCUGUGGAGAUCUCGGUCCUUGCCGGGGAAGAGGCGACCCUGCCCUGUGAAGUGAGGAGCUCGCCCCCGCCCAUAAUCACCUGGGCCCGAGAAAGCCAGCUCAUCUCGCCCUUCUCGCCGAGACACACAUUCCUCCCUUCUGGUUCAAUGAAGAUCACCGAGGCCCGUGUUUCAGACAGCGGGAUGUAUCUCUGCGUUGCCACAAACAUCGCCGGGAACGUGACUCAGUCUGUUAAGUUAAGUGUUCAUGUUCCUCCAAAGAUACAGCGUGGCCCUAAAGUGAUGAAAGUUCAAGUGGAUCAAAGAGUGGACAUCCCAUGCAGCGCCCAAGGGACGCCGCUCCCUGUGAUCACCUGGUUUAAAGGUGGAAGCGCCGUGCUGGUUGAUGGGGUCCAGCAUGUCAGCCAGCCAGGCGGGACGUUAAGCAUCAACCAAGCCAUGCUCUCAGACGCCGGCGUCUACACAUGCGUCGCUGCCAACAUAGCAGGCAGGGAUGAGACAGAGAUAACACUCCAUGUCCAAGAACCACCGACGCUGGAAGAUCUAGAGCCGCCGUAUGACACCCCGUUCCAGGAGAGAGUGGCCAAUCAGCGCGUUGCAUUCCCGUGUCCUGCAAAAGGUACCCCCAAACCAACCAUCAAAUGGUUACGGAAUGGGAGAGAGCUGACCGGCAGACAGCCCGGGAUUUCUGUCUUGGAAGAUGGCACGUUGUUGGUCAUUGCUUCUGUCACACCGUAUGACAACGGGGAGUACAUCUGUGUGGCAGUCAAUGAAGCUGGGACCACAGAAAAAAAAUAUAACCUCAAAGUCCAUGUUCCUCCAGUGAUUAAAGAUAAAGAACAAGUAACAAACGUGUCUGUGUUGGUCAACCAGCCGACUAAUCUCUUCUGUGAAGUUGAAGGUUCUCCAUCUCCCAUCAUUAUGUGGUACAAAGAUGCGGUCCAGGUGACUGAGAGCAGCACUAUUCAGAUUGUGAACAAUGGAAAGAUACUGAAGCUCUUCAAAGCCUCUCCGCAGGAUGCGGGCAGAUACUCCUGCAAAGCGGUGAAUGUUGCAGGCACCUCGCAGAAGUCUUUUAACAUCGAUGUGCUAGUCCCACCCACCAUAAUAGGUGCCAAUUCCCCGAAUGAGGUUUCCGUUGUCCUCAACCACGACGCCACCCUUGAAUGCCAGGUCAAAGGCACUCCCUUCCCAGUGAUCGACUGGUUCAAAGAUGGCAAGCCUUUAUUUUUGGGAGAUCCUAAUGUUGAACUUCUGGACAGAGGACAAGUUUUGCAUUUAAAGAAUGCACGGAGAAGUGACAAGGGACGCUACCAGUGCACAGUGUCAAAUGCAGCGGGCAAGCAAGCCAAGGAUACAAAACUGACUGUCUAUAUUCCACCAAGUAUUAAAGGAGGGAAUGUCACCACGGAAAUAGCAACAUUGAUCAACAGCAUAAUAAAACUGGAGUGUGAAACCCGGGGACUUCCGGUGCCUGCUAUUACAUGGUAUAAGGAUGGCCAGCCAAUCAUAUCCAGCUCGCAAGCCCUGUAUAUUGAUAAAGGGCAAUUUCUUCAUAUCCCUCGAGCCCAGGUCUCUGAUUCAACAACCUAUACGUGUCACGUAAGCAAUGUUGCUGGAACUGCUGAAAAAUCGUUCCACGUGGAUGUUUAUGUUCCUCCCGUGAUUGAAGGUGACGCGGCUGUGCCUCUGAAUAAGCAAGUGGUGGUUGCUCAUUCACUGACGCUGGAGUGCAGGGCUGCGGGCAACCCCCCGCCAGUUCUCACUUGGCUAAAAGACGGCGUCCCCGUGAAAGCCGGUGACAACAUCCGAAUAGAGGCCGGCGGGAAGAAACUGGAGAUCACCAGCGCCCUGGAAGGGGAUCGGGGGCAGUACGUGUGUGUGGCUACCAGUGUGGCAGGAGAAAAGGAAAUCAAAUACGACGUUGAUGUCUUAGUGCCACCGACUGUGGAAGGAGGAGAUGAAACAUCUUACUUCAUAGUGAUGGUUAAUAACUUACUGGAGCUCGAUUGUCAAGUGACAGGCUCUCCCCCACCAACAAUCAUGUGGCUGAAGGAUGGCCAGCUGAUCGAUGAAAGGGAUGGAUUCAAGACUUUACUGAAUGGACGGAAACUGGUCAUUGCCCAGGCCCAGGUGUCAGACACAGGCCUUUAUCGGUGUGUGGCAGCCAACCCUGCUGGCAGCCACAAGAAGGAGUUUGAAGUGACUGUCCACGUUCCACCGACAAUCAAAUCCUCAGGCCUGUCUGAGAGAGCCGUAGUGAAAUACAAGCCCAUCACCUUACAGUGCAUAGCCAACGGCAUUCCCAAUCCCUCCCUUACAUGGUUAAAAGAUGGUCAGCCUGUGAACACUGCCCAAGGAAACCUCAAAAUACAGUCUUCUGGUCGAGUGCUGCAGGUUGCCAGAGUGCUGAUGGAAGAUGCUGGGAGAUACACGUGUGUGGCCACCAACGCGGCCGGGGAAGCCCAGCAGCACCUUCAACUGCACGUGCACGAGCCGCCCAGCCUGGAGGAUGCUGGGAGGAUGCUGAACGAGACCGUGGUGGUGAACAGCCCUGUGCAGCUGGAGUGUAAGGCUGCUGGAACCCCCUUGCCCGUCAUUACAUGGUACAAAGAUAAUCGUCCGCUCUCGGGCUCCACCAGUGUGACCUUCUUGAACAGAGGACAGAUCGUUGACAUCGAGAGCGCCCAGAUCGCAGAUGCUGGCAUCUACAGAUGUGUGGCCAUCAACUCCGCUGGAGCUACGGAGUUACAGUACAGUCUCCAGGUCCACGUGCCUCCGUCCAUUUCCGGCAGCAGCAGCGCGGUGGCCGUGGUGGUUAAUAACCUGGUGAGGCUGGAAUGUGAAGCCAGGGGCAUCCCUGCCCCGAGUCUGACCUGGUUGAAAGACGGGAGCCCUGUCUCUGGUUUCGCUAAUGGGAUACAGGUUCUGUCUGGGGGCCGCAUCCUCGCUUUGACCAGUGCCCAGAUCAGUGAUACAGGGAGGUACACCUGCGUGGCCGUGAAUGCUGCUGGGGAGAAGCAAAGAGACAUAGACCUCAGAGUAUAUGUUCCACCGAACAUCGUGGGAGAAGAACAGAACGUCUCUGUCCUCAUCAGCCAGGCUCUGGAGCUCCUGUGUCAGAGUGACGCCAUCCCCUCGCCUACGCUGACUUGGCUGAAAGACGGCCGCCCGUUGCUGAAGAAACCCGGCCUCAGGGUUUCUGCAAACGGAAGUGUGCUGACGAUUGAAGAUGCUCAGGUUCAAGACACUGGUCGUUACACUUGUGAGGCAACAAAUGUUGCUGGGAAAACUGAGAAAAAUUAUAAUGUCAAUAUUUGGGUACCACCAAAUAUUUAUGGUUCUGAUGAACUUGCUCAACUCACAGUCAUUGAAGGGAAUCUCCUCAGUCUGUUAUGUGAAUCAAGUGGUCUGCCACCCCCAAAUCUCAUUUGGGAGAAGAAAGGCUCCCCAGUGCCGGCCGAUUCUGCAGGGCGGGUCAGGACUCUGUCUGGAGGCAGACAGUUACAGAUUUCAGUCGCUGAAAACGCAGAUGCAGGGCUUUAUACGUGUGUGGCAUCAAAUGUUGCUGGAACUACCAAAAAAGACUACAACCUGCAAGUUUAUAUUCGACCAACCAUAGCCAACAGUGGCAGCCAACCUACUGAAAUUGUUGUGACUCGAGGGAAGAGUAUUUCCUUGGAGUGCGAGGUGCAGGGUAUCCCUCAGCCGACAGUGACCUGGAUGAAGGAUGGCCGCCCCUUGACCAAGGGAAGGGGAAUGGAAAUACUGGAUGACGGUCGCAUCCUUCAGCUGAAGAAUAUUCAUGUCUCUGACACAGGCCGCUAUGUGUGUGUUGCUUUAAAUGUAGCAGGAAUGACUGACAGAAAAUAUGACUUAAGUGUACAUACCCCUCCAAGCAUCAUAGGAAACCACGGGACACCUGAAAACAUCAGUGUGGUGGAAAAGAACUCAGUGUCCCUGACGUGUGAGGCCUCGGGGAUCCCUUUGCCUUCAAUUACCUGGCUUAAAGAUGGCUGGCCCAUCAGCCUUAGCGGUUCUGUGAGGAUCCUCUCAGGAGGCAGGACUCUGCGGCUGAUGCAGACCAGAACGGAAGACGCUGGCCAGUAUGCUUGUGUGGUGAGGAAUGCAGCUGGUGAAGCCAGGAAGCUCUUUGGCCUUUCAGUGUUAGUGCCGCCCGGCAUCGUGGGCGCAAACACCCUGGAAGACGUGAAGGUAAAGGAGAAGCAGAGUGUUACCCUGACCUGUGAAGUUACAGGGAAUCCAGUGCCAGAGGUGACCUGGCAUAAAGAUGGGCAGCCCCUCCAGGAAGACGACACACAUCACAGUAUGUCUGGUGGCCGUUUUCUUCAGAUUACCAAUGCCCAAGUGUCACACACUGGAAGAUACACAUGUUUGGCUUCUAACACAGCUGGUGACAAGAGCAAAAGUUUCAGUCUUAACGUGUUGGUCUCUCCUACAAUCGCUGGUGUGGAUAGUGACGGCAGCCCUGAAGAUGUCAUUGUUAUCCUUAACAGCCCCACCUCUUUGGUGUGCGAGGCUUAUUCAUAUCCUCCAGCUACCAUCACCUGGUUUAAGGAUGGAACUCCUUUAGAAUCCAACCGAAAUAUUCGCAUUCUUCCAGGGGGCAGGGCUCUGCAGAUCCUCAAUGCACAGGAAGACAAUGCGGGCAGAUACUCCUGUGUAGCCACGAACGAGGCAGGGGAGAUGAUCAAGCACUACGAAGUGAAGGUCUACAUUCCACCCAUAAUCAAUAAAGGGGACCUCCUGGGGCCAGGUCUUUCCCCUAAGGAAGUGAAGAUCAAAGUAAACACCACCCUGACCCUGGAAUGCGAAGCGUAUGCAGUCCCUUCUGCCUCUCUCAGCUGGUACAAGGAUGGACAGCCCCUAAAAUCAGAUGAUCAUGUUAAUAUUGCUGCCAGCGGACACACACUUCAAAUAAAGGAAGCUCAAAUAUCAGACACUGGAAGAUACACUUGUGUGGCAUCUAAUGUUGCAGGCGAAGAUGAGCUGGAUUUUGAUGUGAAUAUACAAGUCCCUCCAAGUUUUCAGAAACUCUGGGAAAUAGGAAACAUGCUGGAUACUGGCAGGAGUGGGGAAGCCAAGGAUGUGAUCAUCAACAAUCCCAUUUCUCUCUACUGUGAGACCAACGCUGCUCCUCCCCCCACCCUGACAUGGUACAAAGAUGGCCAUCCUCUGACCUCCAGUGACCGAGUGCUGAUUUUACCAGGUGGGAGAGUGCUGCAGAUUCCCCGGGCGAAAGUGGACGAUGCGGGCAGGUACACGUGUGUGGCUGUGAACGAGGCUGGAGAAGACUCCCUUCAGUAUGACAUCCGUGUACUCUUGCCGCCGGUUAUCAAGGGAGCCAAUGGUGAUCUCCCUGAGGAGGUCACCGUGCUGGUGAGCAAGAACGUGGUGAUGGAGUGCCUGUCCGGGGGCAGCCCUGUACCAAGGAAUUCCUGGCAAAAAGAUGGGCAGCCCUUGCUAGAAGAUGAGCAUCAUAAAUUUCUAUCUAAUGGAAGAAUUCUGCAGAUUCUAAAUGCUCAAAUAUCAGACAUUGGCAGGUAUGUGUGUGUUGCCGAGAACACAGCUGGAAGUGUGACAAAAUACUUGAACCUCAAUGUGCACGUUCCUCCAAGCGUCCUUGGUCCUAACCCUGAAAACCUCACUGUUGUGGUGAACAACUUCAUCUCUUUGACCUGUGAGGUCUCUGGCUUCCCACCCCCGGAGCUCAGCUGGCUCAAGAAUGAACAGCCUAUCAAGCCGAACACCAAUGCUCUCGUUGUGCCUGGUGGUCGAACUCUACAGAUUAUUCGGGCCAAGGAAUCUGAUGGCGGUCAGUACACGUGUAUAGCGAUCAACCAAGCUGGGGAAAGCAAGAAAAAAAUCUCUCUGACUGUUUAUGUGCCCCCAAGCAUUAAAGAUCAUGGCAGUGAGUCUCUUUCUGUAGUUAAUGUCAGAGAGGGGACCUCCGUGUCAUUGGAGUGUGAGUCUAACGCUGUCCCACCUCCAGUCGUCACGUGGUAUAAGAACGGGCGGAUGAUAACAGAGUCGACUCACGUGGAGAUUUUAGCAGAUGGACAGAUGCUGCGCAUCCAGAAAGCUGAGGUGUCUGACACAGGCCAGUAUGUAUGUAGAGCUAUAAAUGUAGCAGGACGGGAUGAUAAAAAUUUCCACCUCAAUGUAUAUGUGCCCCCCAGUAUUGAAGGACCCGAAAGGGAAGUGGUUGUGGAGACCAUCAGCAAUCCUGUGACCUUAACCUGCGAUGCCACUGGAAUCCCACCUCCCACCAUAACGUGGUUAAAGAACCACAAGCCCAUAGAAAAUUCCGAUUCACUUGAAGUUCAUAUUUUGUCUGGUGGUAGCAAACUCCAAAUUGCCCGGUCUCAGCGUUCAGACAGUGGCAACUAUACGUGCAUCGCGUCCAAUAUGGAAGGAAAAGCACAGAAAAAGUACAUUCUUUCGAUUCAAGUUCCUCCAAGUGUUGCUGGUGCUGAAAUUCCAAGUGAAGUCAGCGUCCUUUUAGGGGAAAAUGUUGAGCUGGUCUGCAAUGCAAAUGGCAUUCCCACCCCAGUUAUUCAGUGGCUGAGGGAUGGAAAACCCAUAACUAGCAGUGAAACAGAAAGAAUCCGGGUGACGGCAAAUGGCAGCACGCUGGUCAUGUACGAAGCCCUCCCAGCCGACACGGGGAAGUACACGUGUGUCGCCACGAACCCUGCUGGGGAAGAAGACCGCAUCUUUAACGUAAAUGUUUAUGUUCCGCCUGCAAUUAGGGGUAACAAAGAAGAAACAGAGAGACUCACGGCCUUGGUGGACAUGUCAAUAAAUAUCGAGUGCAGGGCCACAGGGUCACCUCCGCCGCAGAUCAACUGGCUAAAGAAUGGACUUCCUCUGCCGCUGUCCUCCCAUAUCCGGUUGCUGUCAGGGGGACAGGUCAUCAGGAUUGUGAGAACUCAGGUGUCUGAUGUUGCUGUGUACACUUGUGUGGCCUCCAACAGAGCUGGGGUGGACAACAAACAUUACAGUCUUCAAGUGUUUGUACCACCAAGUCUGGAUAAUGCGAUGGGAACAGAGGAAAUCACCGUUGUCAAGGGUAGUUCUACCUCCAUGACAUGCCUUACAGAUGGGACCCCAACUCCCAGGAUGUCGUGGCUUAGGGACGGCCAGCCUCUGGAGCUCAGUGCUCAUCUGACAGUGAGCACUCAGGGAAUGGUCCUCCAGCUCGUCACAGCAGAGACUGAGGACUCGGGGAGGUACACCUGCAUUGCCUCGAACGAAGCUGGAGAAGUCAGCAAACACUUUAUCCUGAAGGUCCUCGAACCGCCUCAUAUCAACGGAUCUGAAGAACCUGUUGAGAUAUCGGUGAUUGUUAAUAAUCCACUGGAACUCACCUGCGUGGCUUCUGGAAUCCCAGCUCCCAAGAUCACCUGGAUGAAAGAUGGACGUCCCCUUCCCCAGACAGGCCAGGUGCAAACUCUCGGAGGAGGAGAGGUCCUUCGGAUAUCGAGUAGUCAGGUGGAAGACACAGGAAGAUAUACGUGUCUGGCAUCCAGUCCUGCAGGAGAUGAUGAUAAAGAAUAUUUAGUGCGAGUGCACGUACCCCCUAACAUUGCUGGCACUGAUGGGUCCCAGGAUUUCACCGUGUUACGGAACAGACAGGUGACACUGGAGUGCAAAUCGGAUGCAGUGCCCCCCCCUGUGAUCACUUGGCUUAAAAAUGGAGAACGGUUACAGGCAACACCCCGAGUACGAAUCCUAUCUGGAGGAAGAUACUUGCAAAUUAAUAACGCAGAUCUAGGUGAUACAGCCAAUUACACCUGUGUUGCCAGCAACAUUGCAGGGAAGACCACAAGGGAAUUUGUUCUCACUGUAAAUGUUCCUCCAAACAUAAAGAGUGGCCCCCAGAGCCUUGUCAUUCACUUAAAUAAGUCAACUGUAUUGGAAUGCUUUGCUGAAGGUGUGCCAACCCCAAGGAUAACGUGGAGAAAGGACGGAGCUGUUCUCUCUGGGAAUCACGCAAGGUAUUCCAUCUUGGAAAACGGAUUCCUUCAUAUUCAGUCAGCACAUGUCACCGAUACCGGGAGGUAUUUAUGUAUGGCUACUAAUGUUGCUGGGACAGACCGCAGGCGGAUAGAUUUACAAGUCCAUGUGCCUCCAUCUAUUGCUCUGGGUCCUACCAACAUCACUGUAACAGUAAAUGUUCAAACUACUCUGGCUUGUGAGGCUGCUGGAAUACCCAAACCAUCAAUCAGCUGGAAAAAAAAUGGGCAUCUUCUCAAUGUGGAUCAAAAUCAGAAUUCCUACAGGCUCCUUUCUUCAGGGUCACUAGUAGUCAUUUCCCCUUCUGUGGAUGACACUGCGACCUAUGAGUGCACCGUGACAAAUGAGGCUGGAGAGGACAAGAGAACCGUGGAUCUCACUGUCCAAGUUCCGCCUUCCAUAGCUGAUGAGCCCACGGACUUCCUGGUAACCAAACACACCCCGACAGUCAUUCCCUGCACUGUUUCAGGGGUUCCAUUCCCCUUAAUUCACUGGACCAAAAACGGUAUAAGACUGCUUCCCCGGGGAGAUGGCUAUCGAAUUCAGUCCUCAGGAGCCAUUGAAAUCUUUGCCCCCGAGUUGAACCAUGCUGGAAGGUACACCUGUAUGGCCAGGAAUGCGGCUGGCUCUGCACACCGACAAGUGACCCUUCGUGUCCAGGAGCCUCCCGUCAUUCAGCCUCAGCCAAGUGAGCUAGAUGUCAUCCUAAACAAUCCCGUUCUGUUACCAUGUGAAGCAACAGGGACGCCCAGUCCUUUCAUUACCUGGCAAAAAGAAGGCAUCAAUGUCGUCACUUCAGGCAAAAGCCACGCGGUCCUUCCAAGCGGCGGCCUGCAGAUCUCCAGAGCUGUGAGAGAGGACGCGGGCUCUUACAUGUGCGUGGCUCAGAAUCCGGCUGGUACAGCCUUGGGCAAAGUCAAGUUAAACGUGCAAGUCCCUCCAGCCAUCAGCCCCCAUCCAGAGGAAUAUACCACUGCCGUGGAUAAGCCCGUGUCACUGCCGUGCGAGGCGGUCGGCCUGCCGCCACCUGACAUCACGUGGCAUAAAGACGGCCACGCAGUCGUGGAGUCGGUCCGCCAGCGUGUCCUCAGCUCCGGGGCCCUGCACACAGCCUUCGCUCAGCCCGAGGACGCCGGCCAGUACACGUGCACGGCAGCCAGCGUGGCGGGAGCAAGCAGCUCCAGCACCAGGCUCACCGUCCAUGUGCCGCCCAAAAUCCAAAGCACGGACGUGUACUACACGGUCAGUGAGAACUCGCAAGCUGUUCUGCCAUGUGUGGCUGAUGGAAUCCCCACACCAGCAAUUAACUGGAAAAAGGACAAUGUGCUUUUAGCGAACCUGUUAGGAAAGUACACCGUUGAACCCUAUGGAGAACUCAUUCUGGAAAACGUUGUGCCGGAGGAUUCUGGCACCUAUACCUGUGUUGCAAACAACGCUGCAGGUGAAGACACACACACUGUCAGGCUGACUGUGCAUGUCCUCCCCACUUUUACUGAGCUUCCCGGAGACGUGUCGUUAAAUAAAGGAGAUCAGCUACGAUUAAGAUGUAAAGCCACUGGUAUUCCACUACCCACGUUAACAUGGACCUUCAAUAACAACAUCAUUCCAGCCCACUUUGACAGUGUCCGUGGACACAGUGAACUUGUUGUUGAAAGGGUUUCAAAAGAGGAUUCGGGGACUUACGUGUGCACCGCAGAGAACACUGUUGGUUUUGUGAAAGCAAUUGGAUUUGUUUAUGUGAAAGAGCCUCCAGUCUUCAAAGGUGAUUACCCUUCUAACUGGAUUGAACCACUUGGUGGAAACGCAAUUCUGAACUGUGAGGUGAAGGGAGACCCCGCCCCAACCAUCCAGUGGAGCAGAAAGGGGGUGGAUAUAGAAAUUAACCACAGGAUCCGGCAACUUGGCAAUGGUUCCCUGGCCAUUUAUGGCACUGUAAACGAGGAUGCCGGCGACUACACGUGUGUGGCUGCUAAUGAAGCUGGGGUGGUGGAGCGCAUCAUGAGCCUGACCCUGCAGAGUCCUCCUAUUAUCACUCUUGAGCCAAUAGCAACGAUUAUUAAUGCUGGUGGCAAAGUCAUACUGAAUUGUCAGGCAACUGGAGAGCCUCAUCCAGCCAUUACAUGGUCUCGUCAAGGGCAUGCUAUCCCCUGGGAUGACCGAGUUAACAUGUUGUCCAACAACUCGUUGUAUAUCUCUGCUGCUCAGAAAGAAGAUACAUCUGAAUAUGAAUGUGUUGCUAGAAAUUUGAUGGGUUCUGUCCUUGUCAGAGUCCCAGUCACAGUCCAGGUUCACGGUGGCUUUUCCCAGUGGUCGGCUUGGAGGGGCUGCAGCGUGACCUGCGGGAGGGGCAUCCAGAAGAGGAGUCGUCUGUGCAACAACCCGCUCCCGGCCAACGGGGGGCAGCCCUGUCAAGGCUCAGAUUCAGAAAUGCGAAGCUGUCAGCAUAAGCCGUGUCCAGUGGAUGGGAGCUGGUCGGACUGGGGCCCCUGGGAAGAGUGCACGCGGAGCUGUGGACGUGGCAACCGGACCAGGACCCGGACGUGCAACAGUCCGCCGGCUCGGCACGGCGGGCGGCCGUGUGCGGGGGCUGCUGUGGAAGUGAUCAUGUGCAACGUGAGGCCUUGCCCAGUUCAUGGAGCCUGGAGCCCUUGGCAGCCUUGGGGUACAUGCAGCAGGAGUUGUGGGAAGGGUACCCAGACCAGAACGAGGCUGUGCAGUAACCCACCACCGUCGUUUGACGGCUCCUACUGCGACGGAGCAGAAACACAGAUGCAAGUUUGCAAUGAAAGGCAUUGUCCAGUGGACGGCAGGUGGGCCGCGUGGGCCAGCUGGAGCGCCUGCACGGCGUCCUGUGGAGGAGGCGCCCGCCAGAGGACACGGGGCUGCUCUGACCCCGCCCCGCAGUACGGAGGGAGCAAAUGUGAAGGCAGUGACGUCCAGAGCGAUUUUUGCAAUAAUGACCCUUGUCCAACUCAUGGCCACUGGAGCCCUUGGAGUGGCUGGGGCAUCUGCAGCCGGUCGUGCAACGGAGGACAGAUGCGGCGGUAUCGCACGUGUGAUAAUCCUCGACCCUCCAACGGAGGAAGAGCUUGUGGGGGGCCGGACUCCCAGAUCCAGAGAUGCAACACUGACAUGUGUCCUGUGGAUGGGAGUUGGGGACACUGGCAUAGCUGGGGCCUGUGCUCUGCUUCUUGUGGAGGAGGCGAAAAGACUCGGAAACGGCUGUGCAACAGUCCGGAGCCAUCUAACAGCGGGCGACCCUGUCCGGGGGACGCCACUCAGGUAUCCAGAUGCAAUUUACAAGCGUGCCCAGGUGGUCCCCAGCGUGCCAGAGGAAGUGUUAUUGGAAAUAUUAAUGAUGUUGAAUUUGGAAUUGCUUUCCUUAACGCCACAGUAACAGAUAGCCCUAACUCCGAUACUAGAAUCAUACAUGCCAAAAUUACCAAUGUGCCUCGCACACUUGGUCCAGCAAUGAGAAAGAUAGUUUCUAUUUUAAACCCCAUUUAUUGGACAACAGCGAAGGAAAUCGGAGAAGCAGUCAAUGGCUUCACGCUCACCAACGCAGUCUUCAAAAGAGAAACCCAAGUGGAAUUUGCAACUGGGGAAAUCUUGCGGAUGACUCACAUUGCUCGGGGCCUGGAUCCCGACGGUGCUUUGCUGCUGGAUAUUGUCGUGAGCGGCUAUGUCCUGCAGCUGCGCUCCCCUGCGGAGGUCGCCGUGAAGGAUUAUACGGAGGACUACAUUCAGACGGGCCCCGGGCAGCUGUACGCCUACUCAACCCGGCUGUUCACCAUCGACGGCAUCGGCGUCCCCUACACGUGGAACCACACCGUUUUCUAUGAUCAGGCACGGGGACGGAUGCCCUUCCUGGUCCAGACGCUUCAUGCGUCCUCUGUGGAGUCUGACUACAACCAGUUAGAAGAGACGUUGGGCUUUAAAAUUCACGCUUCGAUUUCCAAAGGAGAUCGCAGUAAUCAGUGCCCUCCUGGGUUUGCCUUAGAUGCAGUGGGACCCUUUUGUGCUGAUGAAGAUGAGUGUGCGACAGGGAAGCCCUGUUCCCACACCUGCCACAACGCCGUGGGAACCUACUACUGCUCCUGUCCCAAAGGCCUCACCAUAGCAGCUGAUGGAAGAACUUGUCAAGAUAUUGACGAGUGUGCUUUGGGUGGACACUCUUGCCAUGCUGGUCAGGACUGUGACAAUACCAUCGGAUCCUAUCGCUGUGUGGUCCGCUGUGGAGUUGGCUUUCGAAGAACCUCUGAUGGGCUGAGCUGUCAAGAUAUUAAUGAAUGUCAAGAAUCCAGCCCCUGCCACCACCGCUGUUUCAAUGCCAUAGGAAGUUUCCACUGUGGGUGUGAUCCCGGGUAUCAGCUCAAAGGCAGGAAAUGCAUGGACGUGAACGAGUGUCGCCAGAGCGUGUGCAGACCGGACCAGCUCUGCGAGAACACCCGCGGGGGCUACCGGUGCAUCGACCUCUGUCCCAACGGAAUGACCAAGGCGGAGAACGGAACCUGCACUGAUAUUGAUGAGUGUAAAGAUGGAACCCAUCAGUGCAGAUAUAACCAGAUAUGUGAGAAUACAAGAGGCAGCUAUCGGUGUGUAUGUCCAAGAGGUUACCGGUCUCAAGGCGUGGGAAGACCCUGUAUGGACAUUAAUGAGUGUGAACAAAUGCCUAAGCCUUGUGCAUAUCAGUGCUUCAACACCCCCGGCAGCUUCAAGUGUAUCUGUCCCCCAGGACAACACUUAUUAGGGGACGGGAAAUCUUGCGCUGGAUUGGAGAGGCUGCCCAGUUAUGGCACCCAGUACAGUAGCUAUAACCUUGCUCGCUUCUCCCCCGUGAGAAACAACUAUCAACCUCAGCAGCAUUACAGACAGUACUCCCAUCUCUACAGCUCCUACUCAGAGUAUAGAAACAGCAGAACAUCUCUCUCCAGGACUAGAAGGACCCUUAGGAAAACUUGCCCCGAGAGCUCUGAAGCAAACCAUGACCCACGUGUAGACAUUGAUGAAUGUGCCAACAGAGACACCUGCCAACAUGAGUGUAAAAACACCUUUGGGAGUUAUCAGUGUGUCUGCCCACCCGGCUACCAACUCAUGCUCAAUGGGAAGACGUGUCAAGAUGUGGACGAGUGUCUGGAGCAGAAGGUGCACUGUGGGCCCAAUCGCAUGUGCUUCAACACGAGAGGAAGCUUCCAGUGCAUUGAUACGCCCUGUCCACCCGACUACCAGCGGGAUCCUGUCUCGGGGUUCUGCCUCAGGAACUGUGCGCCCAACGAUUUGGACUGCGCCUCCAGCCCAUAUGCCUUGGAGUACAAACUCGUCUCCCUCCCAUUUGGAAUAGCCGCCAAUCAAGAUUUAAUCCGGCUGGUUGCAUACACGCAGGAUGGAGUGAUGCAUCCCAGGACCACGUUUCUCAUGGUUGAUGAGGAACAGACUGUUCCCUUUGCUUUAAGGGUCGAAAACUUGAAAGGAGUGGUCUAUACAACACGGCCGCUCCGGGAAGCAGAGACCUACCGCAUGAGGGUCCGAGCCUCAUCCUACAGUGCCAAUGGGACCAUUGAAUAUCAGACCACAUUCAUCGUGUACAUAGCUGUGUCCGCCUACCCGUACUGAGAAACCCGCCGAAGCCAAAGCCGCAUGUUUCAACUGCAUUAAUCACGGGGAUCGAGUCUGCUUCCAGAUGACCAUCUCUUGAACGGGUGCAGUCUUGGCAACUUGAAAAUGGUGCUAUGCUCUGUUUUUCGUGUUUUCCUUGGUACUGCUGAGGUAUUUUCAUGAUCCCACCAUGGUCACAUCUUUUCGUAAGGUCGAGAAAAGCCCCUUAUUGUUUUUCUUUAUUUAUUACACUGGAACGGUUACUUUCCAAAGAUUAUCCUGAACAUCUCACAGGACACAUCAGUGAUGUCUUAUAGUAGCAUGGUAGCUAAGAUCAUUUUCCUUUAAAAAAUAAGAUAACUCUCAUAAAUAAUUCAAAGCCAAAUAGAUUUUUAAGCGUUUGGCCCUUUUUAAAGGAAUAAAACUGGUUGCUAUGUUUUUUGAGCAAAGCCUAAAUAACUUAUGAAGAUGCCUUUUUUUUUUUUUAAGUAUUGAUACUUUAUUAUAGGACUUAUACACCUCUUUUCACUUUAAGGAUAAAAAGAGACACCACUCAUUUUAGAAAUAUAGUAUAGCUUCUAGAAGGUUAUUUUUGUCCCAAAUGGUGCUCACCUUGAUCGCACACCCAAAAUAAGUGUAUUACUUUCAGUGACUUUGUAAAAUCAGUUGAACCACUUAUGAUAAUAGAAAUAAAAACACUGCUUUGUCCUCAGACAACUGUUGAUGGCAUGGAUCUUUGUCCUAAUAUUUUGAUAUAACCUGCCAUUCAGUUAGCUCCUUAACUUUCACAUUCUGGAAUUGCUUUUACUUCCCUAUCAAUUGGAAACAAUUUUUAAAAAUACCAAUGGGACAGUUUUCUUUAUUUUUCUUGGAAAAUCUCAUGUUAAAUUAGCGUAAAUGUUAAACGUCAAUACACUGUACACGGUGGUAACGGAGUCUGGAAGCAGUCGCCAAGAUGUAUUCUAUUUUUAUGAAGUGUAUAUAUAUUACCGUAGUGUGUAUUUUCUGUGUAAUAUCGUGAUGGACUCUCUUAUAAAAUUAUUUUAUAAAAAAAAAAAAUGCAAUGUUACAGGAAAACCAGCUUAAAUAAAGUUUUCACAUCCUUUUU
This is a messenger RNA of Molossus molossus (Pallas's mastiff bat), 18359 nucleotides long. RefSeq names its product hemicentin 1 (gene HMCN1). The record is from RefSeq and is a predicted model, not a curated record. The transcript has 107 exons. Gene Ontology annotation, molecular function: calcium ion binding; axon guidance receptor activity. Lineage: Eukaryota; Metazoa; Chordata; Mammalia; Chiroptera; Molossidae. The coding region runs from base 362 to 17269 and encodes 5635 amino acids. Gene Ontology annotation, biological process: homophilic cell-cell adhesion; synapse organization. Gene Ontology annotation, cellular component: neuronal cell body; plasma membrane; axon.